Messenger RNA from Hemiscyllium ocellatum (epaulette shark), 5490 nucleotides. RefSeq names its product pleckstrin homology domain containing, family M, member 3 (gene plekhm3). The transcript has 8 exons. NCBI's taxonomy places the organism in Eukaryota, Metazoa, Chordata, Chondrichthyes, Orectolobiformes, Hemiscylliidae. The record is from RefSeq and is a predicted model, not a curated record. Bases 924 to 3137 code for a protein of 737 amino acids.
UGUAACGUUGAUUCGGGCACCGCCGACCCGGGUCCGAGACUGGCGGCGGCGGAGGAUUGGGGAGGGGUGCUGCCCUGAGAGGAGUUUGUGGGUUGACCUGUAAUGCCUGUAACCAACUCACGGCGUGGGCAACAAUUGAACAAUGGGUAUGGCAUGCCUUUGAGAAAAACGUCCGUGCUAAACGUAUUGAGAAACAUCCCACACGCUGCAGCCCAGAAACGUUCUAAUUGAUUGUAAACUGACAGUCUGCACUGGCUUUCCCGGGAUAGGUGUUUGCUCUACGAUGCAGGCACGUUACUUUGUCGAGAUGGAUUUGUGAUCUAAAAGCACCUCUAUGUACUUCAAUCACUCCACACUAUUGUAGCACAAUGAUAAAUGGCAAGAUUGGUGCAUUGAAAGGGUAGAAGAAUUCAACAUUGACUCUCUGACCAUACUGGCCCAUCAACGUGCCUUUGCUUUGAUAGCACCUAAGAAGCCUCCAGCUGAGGAGCAGCAUGAGAUCUUUUAUUUGCUGAUGACAAUAUUUUCGUUUUAGUGCUGUAAUUUCAGAUAUUUUGCUCAGCACCUUUCUGUAUUCCCUUGCAUUUUGUCCGUUUAUAGCUCUUCCAGACUGAAUAAAGGAGCUACUCCUAAUCUAAUCUACCUUCAAGUGGGUUUAGCUGCCAAAGUGACAUACCCUGCUUGUUCUACAGUAUGCUGUCAGAUGCACAGCUUAAGUGCGUAAUCCGUAAGUAAUGAAACUGUCCUCUUGUAACAGUUUGGUGAUGAGUUGGAAGACUAUGACUUAUUGACAUUCAAGGAACCUUUUGAAGAGAAUAGGGUUGCUGAACUCUUGAGUUGGAUUUGCUUCCUUUUUGAUCAAAAUAUUUUGGACUGAUCGCCUAAUUGUUUGUGGCUCAGUCCAGAGCUGAAGACUGCAGCUGAUGGAGGCACUGGAAGCAGAUGAUAUCAGCCCUGCUUUGGAGGCUACUGAAGAGUUCUUCCUCUUCAGUGGCAUUGAUGACCAGAUAGGACAUAAUGAUCUCCCAAAACAGGAGGUGUUUGGGAUCCAGGAGGUCCCGGUGAUAAUUGGGCAUGACGUCCUCAAGUUGAAGGGCGAGAGGUCACACAAAACGGAUGACACCAGAAUUGCAUCGCAGAAAAUGAGCAAAUCAGCGUACGCAGAGCAAAUAGAAGUCAGAAGAAGUGCCCCCACCAGCAAACCAGUUGGAGUGGCUAAUGGGCCAACACAGCAGUGGUCAGAUGGUGCAGACACAAACAGCUCCAUCUCGAACAGUUAUGGAGCACUUCACUCCAGAAUUGGCAAUCCAGCAGAGGAAUGGUCACUGGCCUCCCAAUCGCAAUCUGACCUUGUUCUAUCUCACUGCAGGUCACAGUCUGGGCCCAUGCAGGCCCACUGCCCAUUGGAUUCGGACAUUCCUCCCUCCCGCAUCUCUUUCCAAUCCACACUUGGCAAAGGCGGGAACUUUGCUGUGGCCAGUCAAAGCCAAGACAAUCCUCAGCUGUUGGGCCGAGAUGUCAUAAAGAAGGGAAGCCUGGCCAGAAGGCAGGAUCAUGCCAGCCCGUGGAAGGAGUGUUAUGUUGAGCUUUGUCCCCGUGAGCUGUGUCUGUACAGCGUGGGGACUGAAGAUGACUGCCACCUCUGUAACGUGUACUACCUGAGCCACUGCCAAAGUAUUACCGUGUCGAACAACCAUGGUGACCAUGUCCUGGAGGUUCUCUUCUCCAACGGCGCUCAGCUGCAAUUGCAAGCACGUUCCCAGCAGGAGGCUGAAGACUGGAGGCAGGACCUCCUGGCACAAACACUCGCCCUCGGCCUGCAGCAACCCUUGAGUCUGCCAAGCAGGACCCCACCACCAACAGACUGGCAUCCUGGGACUUAUCAAGUAAAAACCAUCCAGCCUACUGCUGUCCAAUUGCGGACAAAAGGUACCCUACGGAUUGGGGUGCUUCACAUGCUGAUGCCUCAGAACAAGUGGAACUCUUACACUUUUGUCCUUAGCCAAAGUCAACUCAAGUACUUUCGAACUAAUAACCUACAAGAGGAACCCUUGGAAUCUUACAGGAUUAACGGAAGUGUUGACGUUCAGUUUGAGGCAACGGUGGCGUCUGCACUUCGCUUCAAGGUGUCUUUUCCUGAAGAGGUUCUCGUUCUCAUGGCCGACAGCCAACAAGAGACUCAGGAGUGGUUGGGGGCGAUCAAAGCUGUGGUCAACUCCAAGCAGGUGGCUGACACCUCCGAGUGCUUCUCAGCCAGUGGUCAGAAGACCAAAGGCACGGACUCCAGCGGUGUGGGCACAAAGAGGAAUAAGCGCUACUCUGUGACCAGCAGCUUUCUCAGCCUCCUGACGGUGAUUGCAGUGGAGAAGGGGCUCACAGCUCAGAGCUUCAGGUGUGCAGGCUGUCAGAGACCGGUGGGCCUGUCCUAUGGGAACGCAAAGGUAUGUGCCUACAGUGGUUGGUACUAUUGCCAAGCCUGUCAUGUCGAUGAUGUGUUCCUGAUCCCUGCUCGACUGGUUCACAACUGGGACACCGCAAAGCACAAGGUUUCAAAACAAGCGAAAGAAUUCCUGGAGUACAUAUCCGAAGAGCCACUCAUUGAUAUCCGGCAGGAUAAUCCACAUCUGUACGAGCACGUGGAAGCAUUGGCCAAUGUUCUCCGCUUACGCCAGCAGCUCAAAUCGCUGAGAGCAUACCUGUUCAGCUGCAGGGCCUCUGUGGCAGAGGAUUUGCGCAGAAGGAUUUUUCCCAGGGAAUACAUUCUGCAGCACGUGCAUUUGUAUUCAUUAGCUGAUCUUCAGCAGGUCUUUGAAGGGAAACUUGCUCCGUUCCUCAUGAAGAUCAAUAAGUUUGCCAGUGCUCAUGUGUAUAACUGCAGUCUGUGCAGCCAGAAAGGUUUCAUCUGUGAGAUCUGCAGCAAUGGGCAAAUCAUUUAUCCUUUCGAAGGAACUGCCACCAAAAGGUGUGAGAUUUGCGGAGCUGUGUUCCACGCUGAGUGCAAGUCGAGGAGUGUUCCCUGCCCACGGUGUGUGCACAGGGAGCUGCAGAAGAAGCCGCGUUCUUUCUGGCGCACGUUGGACUUGGAUGGUGACUUUGAGUUUUGCGAUGCUUUCGAGUUCUCCUGCCCAAACAGCUGAUGUCUAGGUCAGACUUCACUCAAACAUAGAAUUCUCAAUCUAAUCUUUCGUGGACGAAGAAAUAGGGCUGGGUGCAUUCGGAUCCUUGUGCUCAGGAACACAGAGAAUUGAAGGGGGAUCUUUUGGUGAUUUUAAACUAAGCUGGAUGAGGUGGGAGAAGGCAUGGUAUCGAAAGAUAAAUUGAGUGCAGGAGACUGCCCCUUCUACAUUAUAAUGCACAGUGUAGGUUGCUGUUAAAAUAUAUCCGUUGUGAAUUUGUUGUCAUGUAUCCACCAUCUCGGCCCUCCAGACAGUCAAAAGCACUUGAGUGACACGACUGGUUUCCAGUGGUGUACAGAAUUCCAGUUAACUUGGUGCCAAAUUCCCAGCCUCAUUCCAGUCUGUGUGCAAAAUGGGUGGGGUGACAUUGAUGUCAUUGUGUUUUUACGUUGGGUUUAAAAUACACCCCCUUGUCAGAGCAGACCAGGUUUGUACGUUGCACCUCAUUUUUACUGUGUCCAACCUUGGAAGUAUUUGUGGGAACUAUGUGCCAAAGAGGUAAACCAUUCCAUUUCCCUUUGGCAAUAAGCCUCUCCUUCGAACUAAAUCAACUGUAUAUCCCAGAGGAACAGGAUGUAUACACCACCAAACCCCUGACCCUCCAGGAUUCCCUUCAGGUUAGUUUCCUUUCUGUAUUCUCAAUUCUUCUGGAAAAUAUGAAAUCACCAUUCAAGAUCCAUAAAUAGUUAUCAUUACUUACAGGUCAACCAGUGCAUGGGAAAAAUAAUUUUAACAGCGAUUUUCUUGCAGCAUCUGAUCUAUUCUAAAAGCUUAAUUGGUUGGACAGCAGAUUUGUUGAUUUGUUUUAUUUCACCUUUUCCCUGCCACUGUUGGCCACGCCACCAAAUUUGGAACCUGCUCUCACAACUUUGAACCUUGCAACAUUCCAAGGAUUAAUCAUCAAAAAGAAAAGGGGAGAUGGUGCUGGAGUUGACUAAAACAGGUCGAAGUGAGCAACAGGGUGAAAAUCAAAGGGUUUAAGCUCAAAAAGUCUGAUCAGGAAUCAGUGUAAAAUUUUGUUUUAAUUUAUUUUAAUAAGUUAGUAAGACUCUUGGAGGGUUAACAAAAUGAUAUGAGUCAGUGCACACCUAGGAACAUUGAUCAGCAUUGCAAACCUAGAACCCACAGGCGGAGUUUAGAUCUCCACAAUCACUCUUACAUGAGAGAGAACCAACAGUGAUUAGCAGUGAGCUCUAGACUAUGCACACCGAGCAAGAACUGGGAUAACAGUGGGCACACACUCAAAGACUUUUAGGGAACAAUGGAAAUUUAGGGAUACCAAAAUGCAAAGGGAUCAUAGCAGAGAUUUUGUUUCACUCGGUGUCUAAGAAUUGCACUUUUCCACUAGGCUCAAUUGAUCAACUCAAUUUGAGAAGUGAAUUUUUAGCCAUGUUCAAAAUAUGUUUGUAUCUGGUACAUAGUGAGUUUAAAAGCUGUUUUUUUUUAAAGCCUGAUUAAAACAAAACACUUACUAUAGAUCAGGGGAUCAGAGUCUGGCUACUGCUGGUAACAAAUGGCACACGUGGCACCUGUACGUGGCACCUUUGGGUGUAUCCAACCAACUGGUCGAUAUAGAAUUUCAGCGUGGGUUAUGUAGCCACUUUGGAUGAGGGUGUAACUCAGGUGCAGUACCAAUGAAAUAUGGUUCCCAAGUAAGUUGCUUGGGAGAUGUGUAGGUUCUGGUGGUUCACUGGGGAAAGGGGAUGCGGAGAUCACAUUGAAACUCAACACCAGCCACUGUCUUAACCCUUCCAACAGAUUAUAUCUGUAUCUGAAUUUGGCUUUGAAUCCAAAAGUCCUUGGUCUCACUAAUAUGCACAUUUAUUGUGGAAGGUGCUGUUGAGCACAUUAAGCAAGUGGCAUUGCUGCUUAAACAGUGAAAAGCAGAAAUGAUUGCAAGAGAAAGCUUGAUGGAAGAACUGGAAGUGGGACUGUUGUAGCAUUUUGGCGCACCACGUUAGGCUGCAGACUGUGUCCAUGUAAGCGUGGGAAAUUGGGGGAUGCUGUUGCCUGCUUCAGAUGUGGGACAUUGUCUCCUCCACUCAGAUUUUAAAAAAAAACUUAUGAUCACUCACAGUCUUGUCUUGUCCUUUCAAAGAUAGAAUUACAUCACACGAACCAAGGAGUCUGCUGUAGAUGUGGAGGGGCUAUAAGAGACAGGUGCGAACUCCUAUCUGUCAUCUAUUACUCGCUGUGGUGGUAAAGCUCUAAAUUUGAAGUCUGCUGCUUUUAUAAUAUAAUAAUAUAUUUAUGUACAUACAUCUUAACAGGAGGAAUUAUCCUGAGAUACAUUUUUGUAAGGUUGGAGCCACUA